Conger conger (European conger) is the source of this 940-nucleotide messenger RNA. RefSeq lists its product as uncharacterized. The transcript is spliced from 6 exons. NCBI's taxonomy places the organism in Eukaryota, Metazoa, Chordata, Actinopteri, Anguilliformes, Congridae. The record is from RefSeq and is a predicted model, not a curated record. Gene Ontology annotation, molecular function: phosphatidylinositol binding. The coding region runs from base 20 to 940 and encodes 306 amino acids. Gene Ontology annotation, cellular component: intracellular membrane-bounded organelle; early endosome membrane.
GCAAAACCGAAACCGUCUUAUGAAUGAGGGUAGCCAGGAUGUCGAACUUCAGUACCCGCGUGGACCUUCGAUAGAAAUGUACCUCUGUAUCUGCGGUGUUCUGUUAACCCUUGGCCUAAUUUUGUUUUUUUCGUACUAUGGAUUAUUUAUCAUCGAAUUCGUGCCGCAGAAACUAUGUUUAUGUCACGAAAAAAGCACUCAGACGGAUCUGUCCCAGGAGAAAAUGCCGUCUCAGAAACGUGGCUCUCCGGAUCAAAUAGAUGCUAUCAACAAAAAACUGGAAGAACCAGAGCUGUCACAUGAAGUAGUCCUACGGUGCCCAAAUGUGAAGAAGUCUCUUCAGCAGGUGUUUGAGUGCGCAUACUCCCAGUACAUUCUGACCUGGUACAAUGUCCCCGGGCCCAGGAACAAGCAGCCACUGUAUAUCGCCCUGAAGAGGCAGUUUGACACACUUGUUGACCGGGUCAUAAGGAGAGCCAGCGACAUCAACUUUUCUUCUAUUGCUGUGGAUUCUGUUCGAAUCCUCACCCAGCACCUACACAAUGCCAAGCAGCCUAAAAUUAGAGGCCAGCUCUUCAGCUCCACGACAGAUGAGAUUGCAGUCCUCAGGGUGUUUUCUGAAGCUCUGGUGCGCAACUUCUUCCCUGAGUCCCUCACAACCCAGGACCUGACUCGCUGUGCCCUUAAUGAAAUUGUGACUUUAAAAGUGCUGCAGCUGUUGGUGGAAUGGCUGUCAGACCCAGAUAACCUGAAUCAGCUAAUGGUGAGUUACCUGGAUCCCAUGACCCCAAAGAACUCCACGGAUGAGGUGCAGGGGCCGCAGGGAGACGAUGCACCCUCCUCAUUGGGCAGUGAGGCCAAAGAAGCCAUAAGAGAGGGUACUGAAGAUGCAAAUGUCAAACCCAAAAAGAAAGGUGUGCAAAAGCUGUUCUGGAAGUGA